AUGGAAGACUUUCUGUCACUUGUAAAUGGUAUCCCAAUACCAAAGGAUUGCGAUAUGGAACAAGUAAUGUCAAGCUGUCUUGAAUCCACAGAUGAUCAACUUAAUUUAUUUUUUAAUCAUGAUCCAAAUAGCAUGUCUUCGAUUCCAAGUCCACAAGGGAACAUUAAUAUCAUAAAUAAUUCAGACCAUGAUAUAAAUAGCUACGUAGAUAAUGUACAAUCAGAUAAUUAUACUAUCUCCAGCCAAAAUGCUACAGAAUUAGGCGAGAAUGUAAUGCGCAACCAAGAAUUUUUACAAUCAGGUUAUGUAAUUGGUUUUCCAAAGACUGUAUAUUCAGACGAUGAUAAAGCUUGCAGCCAAAAUGUUACCCAAUCAGAUGAUGAAACAAUUGUCAUCCAAGAAUUUAUAAACUUAGAUGAUUACAAUCAUCCAAAUAGUCCGCAAACUUCACCUCAUGAUAGUGAUGAUGAAUUACCUUCUUUUUCACACAGAAAAGUACGUAGAGGAAAGAACUUACCCCCAGAUGCUAAAGCAUAUCUUAAUAGUUGGCUAUUACAGCAUCGUUACAAUCCAUACCCAUCUAAGAAGGAAAAAGAGUUAAUAAUGGAUAGGUUUGGGAUUACAAAGAAACAGCUAGCAACAUUUUUAGUCAAUGCCAGAAUGAGAUUCCUUCAAAGGUUUGGAUAUGAAGGCAAAAAGCAUAAGAAAAGUACAUCGAGUUCUCAAGAACUUACCCCUCUAAAUAUAUCAUUUGACUAA
Molecule: messenger RNA, 759 nt
Organism: Trichomonas vaginalis G3
Lineage: Eukaryota; Parabasalia; Trichomonadida; Trichomonadidae
Product: homeobox protein transcription factors family
Exons: 1
Coding region: 1-759 (252 amino acids)
Biological process (GO): regulation of DNA-templated transcription
Molecular function (GO): DNA binding
Source: RefSeq, a predicted model, not a curated record